Messenger RNA from Sarcophilus harrisii (Tasmanian devil), 4526 nucleotides. RefSeq names its product zinc finger protein 518A-like. The record is from RefSeq and is a predicted model, not a curated record. The coding region runs from base 1785 to 4442 and encodes 885 amino acids. The transcript has 3 exons. NCBI's taxonomy places the organism in Eukaryota, Metazoa, Chordata, Mammalia, Dasyuromorphia, Dasyuridae.
AAAGAAUUCACAGAUUGACUCCAGAAAAAAUAAAAACAAACAAAAAAGCCAAAAAAUAGGCUGUAAACUCCAAGACACAUAGUGGUUCAGUUUAAUAAUUCAGUUCAGAAACAAAUUCUGCAAGCCAACAGGAAAAAGACCCUCAACUACAAAGGACAUUCUAAUAACAUGACUAUUUCACACUCCCUGAAAAAGGGAAUAGCAUGUUCCAAAGAGCAGUGGAGCUCAGGAUACAGCCCAGGGUGACUUAGCCUGCAAAUCUGAGCUCAACCAAAUAGAACAAAAGAUGGUUAUUUGAUAAUAAAGAAGAGUUUAAAACACUUUUAGAAAUAUAAUCAGAAAUGAAGAGACCAGUAAAAAAUAUCUUUCUAAAUGUACACAUGGAGACAGGGGUGACGGUGGAAAUCUGGUAGAUGCAACAGUGAAAAGGUAGACAGGAAUAUUAUGGACAUACCUUGAUGACACUCUGCCUAUAGGGGAAUCGAUGCCUUUUUUGUGGGACUACAUUACAACAUGAAAGAGUACAUAAAGGCAGGGAAUGAGGCAGAGGAAUAAUAGAGAGGAUGUUUUGGAGUCAAAUCAAGGGCUAGCAGUUAGAGAAAGGUGACAUCUAUGGUAUAAGGAGACUGGGUGAGGAGGAAGGGUGAAGGAAGGAGGCCUUAUUUUGGAGAUAGAGAGGGUUCCACUGGUGAAUUCUACAGGUGAAGGGAGAUGAGCACCUUAUACUGGGAUAAGGUCCAGGUGAUUUGGUACUUGAAAAGUCUACUAGUUCUAGGAGUCUGGGAGUUGGAGCUCCUGGGGGCAACUGAGACCUGGAAGAGUGGGAGAACAAUAGAUAUAGGGAAGAUCUUUUGUAGGAAAAAAAAUAGUCAACCAAAUAAAAUAGAGAUUAGUGAUGGUUGUAUAAUCAGGGACAUGGGGUGGGGGAGGGGCCCCUCUCAUGGGACAGUGUCCUCUCUGACGCUUGAAAUUAUCGCAUUGUUUUGAGAAUAAGGCACAAGGAAAAGGGAAAUCUAGAGGGUAAGCUCUAUAAGAAGGGCAGAAAGCACCUAGAGGGUAAAGCCUAGAAUGGAUACCUUGGCACCUUUGAUUGUAUAUAGAAUGGCUCAGCAGCCACGGGUCCUAGUCUGACUUCAGGGGCUUCUUCAGCCUCUCUUCCUUCACUUCCCUCACCGAAUAAGCCUUCUCUAUCUCUUGCCCUAGGAUUGAGCUUAUUGGUAAUAUCCAGAUGAAGAGUUAUGGCUGCUGUCUGGGACUUGACCGACAUGGAGCUCAUGCCAGAUAUCAUCUCUUCUUUUGAUCAGUGUUCCAGAUUGUGGCUUUCCCCCCCCCAAGCAAUGUAAUGUAUGCCUUUUGUUCCUUGAAGAAGACAAGUGCUAAAGAUUGGAGUCCUGGAGUAUAGCCUUUCUUUAAAUAGUAUACUGCCAGAUAUAACAAAGGACAACACUACUGAUUUGCAGCACCAUACAGCUGAAACCACUGGAUCAUCUACAGGGAAUGCAAUAUCGGAAAAAACAAAAAGCCGUCUUGGCUCAGGCUAAGAGUAAAUUUUUACUCAGACAGUUGGUGCUGAGAAAAGUAUACUUCAUUUGUCAACAAAUUCAGAAUUGACUGCAGCUCCUUUGAAUUUCAUCACUACAAUUAGAAUAAGUAAUAAUGUUGGAGUAUGGAAAAGUUGUGUUCCUCAAAGUCGUCCUCAAAUAUUGUGAGCCACAGUUAAAAUCCCAGUUGAUCUGGAAUCUGUUGAAGUAAAUUCUAUUGAACCAAAACCACAGCAUAGGAAGAUGUUGAAUAACUCCAGUAUUAACGAUCUGAACUAUAUGCCAUCCUCUAAUCAAGGAUCAUUACCUUUUCAUAAUUACUCAAAAAUGGACAUUUUGGAUAACUCAUGCAGGAUUUCAGUGGCAGCACAUAAAAACUCUGAAGAAGCUUCAUCAAGCAAAGUGACUAUACAUCAGUAUGGUUCGAGAAAUGAACCAGCCAUGUCAUCAGUGGAGAGUAACACAAAUCCAGACCUCCAUCAAACAGCUCCAUCAAAGAUUUGUCAAACUUAUUGCCCUUCGAACACUAAAAAUACUUUUGAACCUUUAAAAAACCAUUGUGAAGUUAACACAGAAAUUUUAGAAACAGUACAAAAUAUUGACACACAGAAUCUUCAUGCUAAUAUAAGUCAAGACGUGGAGAUUGUAACUGAGAAAUCAGAUUGGGAGGAUAACUCUUCUGCUGAUUCAUUCACAAUGCCUAAAAUCACAUCUGUUUUCUCACUUCAGAGUGAACAGGCAUCUGAUUUUUUGUCACCUGAAGAAAACCAGUUGUUACAAGAUGUCUUGAAGGAAAAAUCAAGUGUGGAAAAAGAGUCUUCUAUAGCACCAAAUAAUGGUGAGCCACUUUUGAGAAGUGAGGGAAAGAGCAACAUAAUUCUUAAAGUUUCAGACAAACCAUGUACUUUACCCAUUUCAACUAGUAAUGUGGGAACUGGCAUACAUAUCAAAGCUCUCAGUGCCAGCAACUGUUCGACAAAUACAGAAAUAGAUCGUGGGAAAGAAAAACAAGUACUAUCAACACCAAAAGCUUUGGGAAACGUUGAGAAAGUAUCCAGAAUUACUAGUAUUGGCACAUUCCUGAAAACCCAUUCUGAUACAAUAAUAACUCAGCAACUUGUAAAAGACAAAUUGCAAGCUACUUCAGAAAAUUCUAGUGGCCUAGGUUCUUUUCAUGUUCUGACUCCACCAAUAAAUUCGGAACCAAAAAAAACAAUUUUAGUUCAAUCAACUCCUAAAGGGUUUAUUUUACCUUUGCAUCUUGCUAGCAAAUCUGGAUUACAACUUGUUUCAGGAAGAAGUCUUUCAUCAACUAAUCCUCCAGGUAUUUAUAUGACGCAAGGUGUAUCAUCAUCUCUCCUUAUAAACAAAAAACCUGGAAUGAUUCUAAGGUUAAGUAGCGGAGUACUUGGAAAUGUUGCCAACAUCACAGGUGAGAGUUCUCAAGUUUUUGGUGGAGCUGCAGCUAAAGAGCGUGACAAAACACCUUCUGUAAGAGCAGAAUUGAAAAAGGAUAAUCCAAAUGUAAUCCACCCCUCUACUUUUGAUACUAGACCUAAUGUGACAAUUAGUUCGGAAAAUAGCAUGCCAUUUAAAGGAACAUACAUUAUUAGAAAUCCAGCAGAAUCUUCAGUGAAUAGAAUUUCUUCUCAAAUUACACUGCCUGAAUGUCAAGGCAGUAAGUCAUAUACUUUGACUUCGGUGAAACAGCCAAGUGAAGCUCAGCAGAAACAGUCUCUUUAUGCUCUGUUGCCUGAUGGCCGGCAGGCAGUUCUUCUAAGAUGUGUUACUCCCAAUAAGUCACAAAUAGGAUCAUCUGAUUUAUUACAGAGUAGCACUUAUGAUCUUCAAAAUCAUCAACCAAAGAAAACUGGAGGAACACAGCAAAAAAUACUGCUGAAAAUAAUUAAGAACCCUGCUUUUGAUAACAGCCAGUCAGUAAACAGUCCUAAGUCUUCAUUACAGUUAGAUAUAAUACAGUCCCAUCAAACUUCCAUAGAAAAGGAGAAACAACCAGUCUCUUCAAGUGAUACCUUACCCUUAACAGAUAGAUUGACGCCAACAAAUGCAACUACCGAAACUUCGACAGCAGCGGUAUGCCCCACACCCCCUCAAGAGACAGUAUCUACCACCAACCCUCCAGACCCACCACCAUUAAGCUGUCAAACAGAUGGUUUGUUUGGGAGUAGCUUUAGUAACAGAAAAUCUACCAGAAGACGGAUUUCAAAAAUAAAAACUCACAAAAGACAUAAAUCUUCUGAAUCUAUGAUUAAGUAUAAAAAUAGGAACUUUGGACCAAAAUGGAGGGGAAAUUUCCAGGAAUGGCCUAGGAAAAAAGUAAUGUUGCAUAGGAAGAGUAAAAGAAAAACUAAAUCUGAAGAUUUUCAUGACAAAGACUUUUACAGACCAAGGUUUCCUAAGGACACUGUUAGGACUUUGAGACUUUUCCCUUUUCGUUCUACACAGCUGGUUAAAUGCCCUAGAAGAAACCAGCCAGUUGUGGUUUUAAACCAUCCUGAUGCAGAUGCUCCAGAAGUGAUAAAUGUAAUGAAAACUAUCGCUAAGUUUAAAGGGCAUGUACUCAAGGUUUCAUUGUCAAAAAGAACAAUUCAGGCACUUCUGGAACCAGCAUGUUAUAACAUUUCUAAAGCGAAUACUGAUGACUUUUCUGCCAAGAGACAUGUAUUUAAACCUGUGAAAGAAAGAUUUGUGUUAAAAUUAACACUUAAAAAGACAAGCAAAAAUAAUUAUCAGAUUGUGAAAACUACCUCUGAUAAUACUCUGAAGGCUAAGUUUAACUGCUGGUAUUGUGGUAGAGUAUUUGACAAUCAGGAUGCUUGGGUGGGACACGGACAGCGACAUUUAAUGGAAAUUACUUGGGAUUGGCAUAUGUUAGAGUAAUUUACCUUGAUUAUUAAAAAAUAAAAUUAAAAGAAAAAAAAAAAAGAAUUCAGAGUAAAGAGAGAGACCUGAUGAUUAUAGGGA